Molossus molossus (Pallas's mastiff bat) is the source of this 3184-nucleotide messenger RNA. RefSeq names its product ferric chelate reductase 1 (gene FRRS1). The transcript is spliced from 16 exons. The record is from RefSeq and is a predicted model, not a curated record. Lineage: Eukaryota; Metazoa; Chordata; Mammalia; Chiroptera; Molossidae. The coding region runs from base 185 to 1960 and encodes 591 amino acids. Gene Ontology annotation, molecular function: oxidoreductase activity, acting on metal ions.
UGCCAGUCUGCUUCCUGAGAGUAGUUCGGGAUGAGAGACUGUGACAGCAUAUUGUGAGAAGUAUUUGUUUUAUGGACUUCCUUGUCUUUCAUACAUUUGGCUUACAUAGUGUCCAGGGGACUCAUCCUGGAAAGGGUCUGAUUGUAACUACAGAAAGCUCUGCCACCACGCGAGGCUUCACAAGAUGGCAGUUUCUGGACUUACCAUUGGUGCCUUCGUACUCGUGCUGUGCAUCGGUUCUGUGGCUAAUUAUCCCAAUGGAGAUGUGACGCAGUCAUGCCAGGACAUGGUCCCUCAGCACAACCACCUUCCGCACCCUGACCCUGUGCACAGCAUUGCAGCGGCUCCGACGACAUUCACACCGGGAGGGCAGGUCGAAGUUACUUUGUCAGGGCCAGAAUUUAGAGGCUUUCUCUUAGAGGCCCGUGAUGCUGAGGAUUUGAGCGGCUCUCCUAUUGGUUCCUUCACAUUGAUUGACAGCCAGGUGUCGCAGCUUCUGACUUGUGGAGACAUACAGGGAUCAGCUGUGAGCCACACAAAUCCCCACAAAAAAACAGAAAUCAAAGUCUACUGGAAUGCCCCGAAGAGUGCCCCAAAUCACGUGCGGUUUCUAGUCACGGUUGUGGAGAAGUAUAAAACCUACUGGGUGAAGAUUCCUGGUGCUGUCAUUUCACAACCGAAAGCACUUCCGUUUUCAACACCUGAAGCUACAGUGGCACCUCCGUCAACCCUCCCUCCAGUCUCCCAUUUAACCGAGUCAUUCGGUGCCUCCGACUGUGGGAGUAAGAAGUUCUGUGUCCGGAGCCCUUCGGCCUGCGACCCGGCGAAGGAGCGUGCCUGCGUCUUCCUGUCCUUCACGCUGGACGACCGGUCGGUGAGGGUUGAAAUGAGUGGUCCCAGCAAAGGCUACUUGUCCUUCGCGUUGUCCCACGACAGAUGGAUGGGUGAUGAUGAUGCGUAUUUGUGUAUCCAUGAGGAUCAGACUGUGCACAUCCAACCUGCCCACCUGACGGGGCGGAGUCACCCUGUGAUGGACUCCUGGGACACUCUUGAGGACAUGGCGUGGAGGCUGGAGGAUGGUGUGAUGCAAUGUUCUUUCAGAAGAAACAUCACUUUUCCUGGAGUUAAGAAUAGAUUUGAUCUAAACACCAGCUACUACAUAUUUCUAGCAGCCGGUGCAGCUAAUGAUGGUCGAAUUUAUAAGCAUUCCCAGCAACCUUUGAUUACAAAUGAAAAGCAUGACGUGACGGCUGAUCCCGUGAACGUAGGAGGGUCGCGGGCCCCGCUCCUCCUGAGGGCUCAUGGUGCCUUGAUGCUGCUGUCGUGGAUGACUGCUGUCAGCGUGGGGGUCAUCGUUGCCCGGUUCUUCAAGCCCGUCUUGUCAGAGCUCCUCUGUGGUGAAUCAGCUUGGUUUCAGGUGCAUCGGACUCUCAUGCUCACUGCGUCCUCCCUCACCUGCGUUGCCUUCGUCCUGCCUUUCAUCUACAGGGGAGGCUGGAGCCGGCAUGCAGGUUACCACCCCUACCUCGGCUGCCUGGUGCUGGCGCUGGCGGUUCUGCAGCCCCUCCUGGCCGCCCUGAGGCCGCCUCUGCAGGACCACAGAAGGCGCCUGUUUAACUGGACUCACUGGGCGAUGGGAACGGCUGCUAGAAUGAUGGCAGUGGCAGCGAUGUUUCUGGGAAUGGACUUACCAGGAGUGGACCUUCCUGGCCUGUGGAAAACCUACACAAUGAUUGGAUUUGUGGCCUGGCACGUGGGGACCGAGGUCACCCUGGAGGUCCACACUUACCGGCUCUCCCGCAAAGUUGAAAUAUUGGAUGAUACUAGGAUUCAGAUUAUGCAGCCGUUUGCCAUAGCCGAAGCAGAAGGCCAUGCAUUUAAAAAGGCGGUGUUAGCAGUUUAUGUCUGUGGGAAUGUGACUUUUCUCAUCAUAUUCUUAUCUGCGAUCAGCCAUCUGUGAGCAAGCCAAGGCCAGGCUGUCACCGACCAGGUAAUGGUUAUCGUCAAGCCCAGGACACUAAAGGCCUGUGCUGACUCCUGGGGCGUGGCCAUACCCUCUGAUCGGAUCCAGGCCACGUCACAGAUGCAUUCUGACGUCUGGUUUUUAGUGGUCAGUACGCAACAGGUCCCGUGGACUAUAAAAUGGUGUCAAGCCUUUGUGUGCCAUUGAGUCUUAAAGGGAAGGUCGAGGAGAGGUGACACUCAGAUAUUUCUUUUUUCCUCCUGUUUAUUGAAUUUAACGGGGUGAGACUGGUUAACACAAUUACACAGGUUUCAGGUGCACUAUUCCACAACACAUCAUCGGUACACUGCAUUGUGUGUUCACCACCCAAGUCAAGUCUCCUCCAUCACCACUUGUCCCUCCACACCCUCCUCCACCUUCCCCCAACCCCUCCCAAAUAUUUCUUUGCUGAGAUUUUAAGAAUGGGAAAGGAAACAGGAACUACUUCGGAACAAAGGAUGACAGGAUAAAAGGAGAGGAGAGUAAAUAUAUUUGGGGCUAUAGGAGAGCUGUGGUACUUUUAAGACAACAUCGAUUUUUACUAGUUUAUCUCAGUGGACUUUUUUCUAGGGCUUUUUGAGAAACUGUUUUUCAGUCCAGUUUUUGCUUUAUGUAUUUUGUUUCUUCUCUGGUAAAAAUGGAAGUGGAGCUGACCUCAUUGUAGGUUUAAUUAACAUUUAAAUAUAUUAUGAAUAUUAUAAUUUUGUUCUUAGCUAUGUAAUGCAAGUGUGCAUCUUCUGCUUAAAAACUGCCUUUAUAUAUUCAGCAACAGAGCUGAAAUGGCAUUUUAUGUGUUAAUUGUUUAGACAAUAGGAUUUGAGUCUGAUAACCUUUGGAGGUUGUAGACUUGCAUUUCUAAGUUAAUAAAACUCACCCUUGUGAAUAUGUCUAAGUUACUCUCAUUCCUUGUGGUAAUAAAAUAAUCUGGGUGGUUCUGUUUUGCUAGAAGUUCCUGAUGCUGUAAUGAAUUAGAAUAAUCAGUGUUACUUCCCUUCCUAGCAAUAAUUGCUCUUCUGUGUUAUGGCUGGGUUUUAUGCCUGCUAUGAGGACUUCUAGCCAGUGGGUGGCACCAUAAUACCAACGUACUGCUUUGUUUCUGCUUCCUUGUGCUGAGAUCCAUUUGGAUAUUUGGUUGGUACUUUCCUUGAAAUCCACCUUCUCAGUCUUUAAAAAAAUUUUUUU